Messenger RNA from Spirodela intermedia, 6651 nucleotides. NCBI's taxonomy places the organism in Eukaryota, Viridiplantae, Streptophyta, Magnoliopsida, Alismatales, Araceae. The record is from the annotation of a GenBank genome assembly.
AUGGAUCUGCCGUCGCCGGCGCCCGGCGGCCCAGCCGCCCGGUUCGGUGAGAGGGACCUGGUGACGUCGGGUCACCUCCGUCACGUGGAGUCCAUGGCUCAGCUCCCCUCCGGGGCCGGGCGGAUCUCCCACCUGAACGCCGUCGUCCUUGGCGAGUCCCUCGCUUCAGAGGAGCAUGACCUGGUCUUCCCCAGCCCUGAGUUCUCGUCCCAGGCGCUGUUGUCGUCCCCGGAGCAGUACGGUGCAAUGUACCGCCGCUCCAUCGAGGAUCCCAGCGGCUUCUGGUCCGAGAUCGCGAAGGAGUUUUACUGGAAAAAGGGAUGGGGCGAUGGCCCCAUCGUGGAGCAGAACCUCGACGUUCGCAAGGGCACCGUGAAGAUCGAGGUCCGUUGGCUCUAUGAACUGCUGCACAACCUCUUGGUCCGAUCUGUUCGGGUAGUGAUCCUUGUUUGGUAUGUGUUGGGUUGCAGUGGUUUAAAGGCGCGACAACGAACAUAUGCUACAAUGCUCUGGACAGGAUCAUUGGAAGAGGUGAUGGGAACAAGAUAGCACUCUACUGGGAGGGGAACGAGCCUGGGCACGAUGCGAAGCUUACUUACAACGAGCUGCUGGAGAAAGUCUGCCAGGUAUUCUGUUCUUUCCCACCUUUUCUCCAUUGACAGGUAGUUUUUGUUGUUGGAAUGUUGGUUGCGAAUGAACAAAUCUCUCUCUCUCUCUCUCUGGUGCUCUGUUUCGGACUUUGAUCUGAUGGGGAAGGUGGAUUUUUUUUCAUGUUUGCAAUGGCAGCUUGCUAAUUACUUGAAAGAUAUCGGCGUGAAGAAGGGUGACGCGGUGGUUAUUUAUCUGCCGAUGCUGAUGGAGCUACCAAUCGCAAUGCUGGCGUGUGCUCGCAUUGGUGCUGUGCACUCUGUACGGUGACAGUUUAUCAGUAGAAGUCUUGAUGCGCUAGGUAGAAGAGCUGGGAUCUGGAUGCUUCGAGCCUUUCUUCUCAUCUAUUUGCCUCUUCCCCUCUUUCCAGGUUGUUUUUGCUGGGUUCUCUGCGGAGUCACUCGCCCAGAGGAUCCUUGAUUGCAGACCGAAAGUUAUCAUAACCUGCAAUGCUGUUCGACGAGGCCCAAAGGUCAUACAUCUCAAGGAUAUCUCCGAUGCUGCUCUCCUUGAAUGUGUAAAUAAUGGCGUCUCAGUAGGUAUGCGACUUGAAAAUUCUUCUUACUUUUGGUCUCUUGAAAAGCUUCUCUUUAACAUUUCAGGGAUCUUAUUAAAUAGACGGUUACUAUUACCCUGGCGAGGGAGAAACUCUUAUGUCAUUAUCUUCUUCUCCACUCUCGGGGGAAGGAAAAUGGAGGGAAAACAUAAACAAAAUGGAAUCUUUCUGUAAAGGGCAAGCUGAAUCGUUCCCAAGAGAGAGUAAGAAACUACGAGUUAUACUUGGAGGAGCUCAAGACAUGACAGGAAGCGUACCAUUUUAGUGAAAGUCAGCCCCGCAAAUAUGACAUCUGGCGACAAUUCUAUGAAUACAAAACGUUUUUGAGCAGCUGGUUGUUCAUGAACCACAUAAAGCAAUGGCCAUAUAUUUCCAUGGCCAAAGUCCCCACCGAUGUUUAGCUGGGGGGAGGGAAAUGAUGUCGUGUCAUUUCAGUAACUACUAAAAGUUCUCCUGUCUUGAUCAAUACUGUUAAAAAAGCUAGAUCAUGGCUUAUUUACCUGCAUCUAAAUAAUUCUCAUGUCUCUUUGGUCAUCAUGGUGAAAGGCUAUUUUCUGUUAUUUCAUGCUUAUUAUUCUCCCGGUGAACAGGAGUAUGCUUGACAUAUGAGAACCAGUCGGCCAUGAAGAAGGAGGCAACCAAAUGGGUGGAAGGAAGGGACAUCUGGUGGCAGGUGAAUACCGUCCUUAACCCACCCCUGUAGACGUGGGCACAUAUUUUGGAGCAUAAUAACGGAUAAUCUGAAGAUAUUUGUUAGUUUUAUCAUGUUCAAAACGGCCAAAAAAGGCUUGAAGAAACUAUCGAUAUUUUUUAGAAAUAUGUAAUGACUUAACUAUUUUUGAGAGUUCUAUCCAUAGUUUUCAUCUUUAAAUACUGUUUUUUUAGAACAGAAUCUUAUAACCAAAAAUUGGAUUAUUUGGUCUAUAAUUGAAAUAAGAUAACUGAAAAAAGAUAUUACUUAAAUUACUUUAUCUGACAAUCCCUUGUUUAACAAACUAAUUUUAUUAAUCUUUCUUGAUCAAUCCCUUUGUCCCUCAUUGUUCGAGAAUAAGAAAGAUCCGUUUCGAGUUUUAAUUUGUUCAUUUGGAAUUUGGGUUUAGGAUGUGACCCCCAAAUAUCCUACGACCUGUGCUGUGGAGUGGGUAGAUGCGGAAGAUUCCCUAUUUCUCUUGUACACCAGUGGUAGCACUGGAAAACCAAAGGUAAUCACCUUCUUCCAUUAUCUUUGCUAUUGGGUUGCUUCUGGUUCGUUCAGAAGAUGUAAAUAGAAAGUACUUUUGCAGGGUGUUUUGCAUACGACGGGGGGUUAUAUGGUAUAUACUGCCACUACAUUUAAAUAUGCAUUUGACUACAAACCUUCGGAUAUUUACUGGUAUGAUCUGCAGGGAUUCUUGAUAUCAAUUUGCUUGGAUCUUGUUGCUUAGUCGAAUGACUUUGUAUUCUUCACAUCUGAAAAUAGGUGCACUGCUGACUGCGGAUGGAUCACUGGACACAGCUAUGUGACAUAUGGUCCUUUUCUUAAUGGAGCUAGCGUUUUGGUCUUCGAAGGGGUAAUGGGCACUACUACAACCCUGGUUUUAUUCUAUGUACUAAUUGUAUUAGGAAGGGGAAACCUUGUAGUAAAUCUAAAAUAUUUUCGUAAAUUUAUUUAUCCUCUUGUAUUGAAAUCAAAAAGAUCUUCUUACCAUGCUUUACUUGUUAUCCAUAAUUGCCUUUCGACAGCCUUGCUUUAGCUGUGUUUCCUCGUGUGUAUCACCUAAUUUCCUCAUGGAUAGGCUCCAAACUAUCCAGAUGCUGGUCGCUGUUGGGACAUUGUUGAUAAGUACAAAGUAACUCUUUUCUACACUGCUCCGACACUAGUACGAUCCCUCAUGCGUGAGAAAACUGAGGUAAUACAUAAUACUUUAUAUACUUCAUUUCACAUUUCUCUUACGAUGACAAGCACGUGCUGUUUCAUUGGAGGGAGAACAAUCCACAUUCAUCCUUCAUGUUGAAAUUUCCUGUCAGUGUCCAUUUAUCCCUUUGUCUCAGAAUAUGGAAAUAGUUAAGAUUAACCUAUUUAGGUUUUUUUUAAUUUUGAUAAAUCCUGUGUAUGUUUCUUCAAUUAUAAUCAUUUUAUUUUCUCCUCAUGCUUUUUCCAUGUGAAACUAUGCAUUAUGAUUUAACAUCCGGUUUUAGAGAACUGAAGGAUGCAUGAACGUUCUCACCCAUGCCAGUUUUCCUUUUUUCUAGUGAGAAACAUUUUCUUUUUUUUCAAUUUUAAGCAUUCAUUUCCCUUUUGAAAAUUCCACAAUUUUUUAUUCAUUUUCCUUUUCCCAGGAUUUUCAACUUUUAUAUAAAUUUAGGAUAACUUCCUGCGACAUGGUCUGCCCUCAAGAAUCACGAGAUUUUAUAAUGUGCUUGUCCUUUGGGAUUCAGUUGUCUACUUCUCUAAUUGAUUUCAGGGAUGCUAGAUAUGUUCUUAAAACACAAGGAUACUAAGGCUGAAAGGAAGAUCUUCAAAACUUGUCCUGUCAAUUCCCAAUGUUCAAGCAACUGAUAGAGAUUUUAGAAACCCGCAGGCUGGAUGCAAUGUCGAAUUUUUGCCCCUGAUUUUUCCACUUCAAAAAUCAGUAGUGUAGGCCAUGAGGCUUGACUAUUAUUGCAAAAUAGGAAAAACCAUUAAUUAGUGUCUUGUACGCCUAUAUUAAGACCUUCUGAUUGCCUUGACAGAGUAGAGACCUAACAUGCCAAAAAUCAUUCCCUAUCGGGCAGCUUAUUUAUACCCAUGCUGACGUUUUCUGUAGAGUUUUCUGGGUCAAGUUUUGUGCAUUGUAUUCUGUCUAUGGUGUCUCAGACAUGCAAUUGAAGAGUUUUUUGGAAGUUCGGAAAGGUUCAUUGUUACUGAUUACACAAUAUUCUAUGCAUCCGCGGUGUUGUACGUGGAUUUACCAGAAGGAAGGGACAAUUUUCUCCUUGUUCUUGCUGGUCGGCCUUGCCCACGCUUCAGUUAAUGGUUGUCGUAUUUCUUCUGUUCUCUCUUAGUGCUCGCUCCUAUCAGUGGCUUUUGCAGCUUCCCCAUUUCUUCACUGAUAAACGGUAGGAGUUGCUUCCGAACAUAAUAAUGAGGCAGAAUAUCUUGGUCUCUGAAUCGAGAAAACCUUGCGGUUAGCAUUUCUUCUUCAAGGUUCGGGAUGUCUCCCAUAGUUCAUCAGUAUGAUAAUUAUGUAAUCUUUAAAACAAAAGGACCACGGAAGCUGGGAAAGUAUACUGGGAGGCUAUUUGUUUGCGAGAGAGGUCUUCGGAUGGAGCCAUGAGUUUUUGUGGGAGAAUAGACCAAAUCAGAGAUAAAUGUAAGUUAAUAUAAUAUCCACGACCAUUGAAUUUUAUUCGUAUGCUAGCGGGUCAGUCUACAUUUGUCGCCGCAUGUUUUCUGUUCCUUGGAAAUAUGCUAUCAACUUAUGUCAUCCUUCAUAUAAAGUGGCACAGAAGAUCGCUCCAUUCAUGCCAAUGAGCAGAAUAGAAAUCGAAGAAUUCGGUUGGAAAGUUUAGGAGGGAACUUGUCUGGAGACCUCUUCUGACGUCGUAGCCUGUAGCAGCUGCCAACUCUACCAUGAGCAUGCCUGAAAAUUGCCAGGAGAAUGGGCUUCGAAUGAUGAUAUUCCUGCUCUCAGGCUCCCUUUCUGUGGUCCUGCUCCUUCUCGUGGACGGAGUCUGUGUACUAUCAUAAACAGGGUACGAUGAACAGUUUCCUAGGUUUUGAUGAAAACACCGACCUUCACUCAGGGAAGCCCACAAAAUCGCUCCCAUUUGACAUCCCAGGUUCCAAGAAGAGAAUCGAUAUCGUUUUGUCUGUGCGCUUUGGCCAUCUCAGAAAAAAGCAUGAAUCCGCCCAUUCUUCAUCCGAUUGAGCACGCUGAGGAGAUGAUGAAGAAGGAAAGAAACCCACCCAUAAUACUUUUCCUGUUCCCUCCCAUUCAAAAUCUGUUUCUGCUCAAUUCUAAAUUGCUCUUGUUGACGAUCUGCUCUCGGUAUGUGGCGAUGCAGUACGUGACUCGCGCCUCUCGGAAGUCGCUGAGGGUCCUGGGCAGCGUGGGAGAACCCAUUAACCCAAGCGCCUGGAGGUGGGUUGCUUCCCCGCCGCCCUUCUAUUCUAUGCCUGUGAUCCUUUUAUUUAGAGGGUCUUCUCAUAGAGUCUGUUCUAUGCCUUACAGGUGGUUCUUCAACGUCGUCGGAGACUCGCGCUGCCCCAUUUCGGAUACCUGGUGGCAGACUGAAACGGGUGGCUUCAUGGUGAUUCGAUUUCUCCCCGGAAAAACUUUUAAUUUCAGAUCCAGCGGCUGCUCUGGCUUCUGGGAUUUCAAUCCACUGUUUGACUCUUGUUUCUGCAGAUCACCCCCCUGCCAGGUGCGUGGCCUCAGAAGCCCGGCUCGGCGACCUUCCCCUUCUUUGGUGUCCAGGUGGGGAAAAAAUCCUCCUCUCAGAAACAGAGAGUAAGGAAUGAAAUCUAUCUGCACCAGUGUGAUUAAGAAAUGUCUGUGAUCGCAGCCGGUGAUCGUCGACGAGAAGGGGAACGAGAUCGGCGGCGAGUGCAGCGGCUACCUCUGCAUCAAGAGCUCAUGGCCCGGUGCAUUCCGGACCCUCUACGGCGACCACGAGCGCUACGAGACCACCUACUUUAAGCCCUUCCCCGGCUACUACUUCACCGGUGACGGCUGUAGCAGGUUCUCCACCUCUCUCAUCUUCUUCCCUCUCCUCUCUCUCUCUUUUUCAACUUCUUCACUUCGCACUUUUCCGAUGCCGGCCCAGGGAUGGCGACGGCUACCACUGGCUCACUGGGAGGGUCGACGACGUCAUCAACGUCAGGUACCAACUCGAAAUCCCUCCUCUUCAUUCUUGGUUGCAGAGAAGGAAGGUGGGUGGUUGCUGGUUGUGGUGUGGUGUGGGUUUUAAUUGGCGGAGCUUCUGUUUCCUCUUCCCUCCCACGCAGCGGGCACCGGAUUGGCACCGCGGAGGUGGAGUCGGCGCUGGUCUCCCACCCGCAGUGCGCAGAGGCGGCGGUCGUCGGCGUCGAGCACGAGAUCAAGGGACAGGGCAUCUACGCCUUCGUUACCCUCAUCGACGGCGUCCCCUACAGCCAGGAACUCCGCCAGAGCCUCGUCCUCGCCGUCCGAAGCCAGGUUCGUCCUCUGUCUGCCCCUUUCUUCCGAGAUCCUUAGAAAGCAGUAGUGGUGAUGAUCGCCGGAGCGGGGCCGUUGGCGCGGCGGCUGUGGGUGGCGCAGAUCGGGGCGUUCGCGGCGCCGGACAAGAUCCACUGGGCGCCGGGACUUCCGAAGACGCGGAGCGGGAAGAUCAUGCGGAGGAUACUGCGGAAGAUCGCCUCGCGGCAGCUGGACGAGCUCGGCGACAUCAGCACCCUCGCUGACCCCAGCGUCGUUGACCAGCUUAUCGCCCUCACCGACUCCUGA